Molecule: messenger RNA, 2394 nt
Organism: Mustela erminea (ermine)
Lineage: Eukaryota; Metazoa; Chordata; Mammalia; Carnivora; Mustelidae
Gene: CHUK
Product: component of inhibitor of nuclear factor kappa B kinase complex
Exons: 21
Coding region: 73-2310 (745 amino acids)
Biological process (GO): peptidyl-serine phosphorylation; positive regulation of transcription by RNA polymerase II; tumor necrosis factor-mediated signaling pathway
Cellular component (GO): cytoplasm; IkappaB kinase complex
Molecular function (GO): IkappaB kinase activity; ATP binding
Source: RefSeq, a predicted model, not a curated record
AGCGCGAGCCUCGGCGGCCGGAACCGGUCUGGGAACAGUGGCGGAACGUGAGGCCGCUUGCCCUCCCGCCCCAUGGAGCGGCCCCCGGGGCUGCGGCCGGGCGCGGGCGGGCCCUGGGAGAUGCGGGAGCGGCUGGGCACCGGCGGCUUUGGGAACGUCUGCCUGUAUCAGCAUCGGGAACUUGAUGUCAAGAUAGCAAUUAAGUCAUGUCGCCUAGAGCUAAGUACCAAAAACAGAGAACGGUGGUGCCAUGAAAUCCAGAUCAUGAAGAAGUUGAACCACGCCAAUGUUGUAAAGGCCUGUGAUGUACCUGAGGAAUUGAAUUUUUUAAUUAAUGAUGUGCCUCUUCUAGCAAUGGAAUACUGUUCUGGAGGAGAUCUCCGGAAGUUACUCAACAAACCAGAAAAUUGCUGUGGACUUAAAGAAAGCCAGAUACUUUCUUUACUAAGUGAUAUAGGGUCUGGGAUCCGAUAUUUGCAUGAAAACAAAAUUAUACAUCGUGAUCUAAAACCUGAAAACAUAGUUCUUCAGGAUGUUGGUGGAAAGAUUAUGCAUAAAAUAAUUGAUCUGGGAUAUGCCAAAGAUGUUGAUCAAGGAAGUCUGUGUACAUCUUUUGUGGGAACACUGCAAUAUCUGGCCCCAGAACUCUUUGAGAAUAAGCCUUACUCAGCUACUGUUGAUUAUUGGAGCUUUGGGACCAUGGUCUUUGAAUGUAUUGCUGGGUAUAGGCCUUUUUUGCAUCAUCUACAGCCAUUUACCUGGCAUGAGAAGAUUAAGAAGAAGGAUCCAAAGUGUAUAUUUGCAUGUGAAGAGAUGACAGGAGAAGUUCGGUUUAGUAGUCAUUUACCUCAACCAAAUAGCCUUUGUAGUUUGAUAGUAGAACCCAUGGAAAACUGGCUUCAGUUGAUGCUGAAUUGGGAUCCUCAUCAAAGAGGAGGACCUGUUGACCUUACUUUGAAGCAGCCAAGAUGUUUUGUAUUAAUGGAUCACAUUCUGAGUUUGAAGAUAGUACACAUCCUAAAUAUGACUUCUGCAAAGAUAAUUUCUUUUUUGUUACCACCUGAUGAAAGUCUUCAUUCACUGCAGUCUCGUAUUGAGCGUGAAACUGGAAUAAACACUGGUUCUCAAGAGCUUCUUUCAGAGACGGGAAUUUCUCUGGAUCCUAGGAAACCAGCCUCUCAAUGUGUUCUAGAUGGAGUCAGAGGCUGUGAUAGCUAUAUGGUGUAUUUGUUUGAUAAAAGUAAGACUGUAUAUGAAGGACCAUUUGCUUCCAGAAGUUUAUCUGACUGUGUAAAUUAUAUUGUACGGGACAGCAAAAUACAGCUUCCAAUUAUACAGCUGCGUAAAGUAUGGGCUGAAGCAGUACACUAUGUGUCUGGGCUAAAAGAAGACUACAGCAGGCUCUUUCAGGGACAAAGAGCAGCAAUGUUAAGUCUUCUUAGAUACAAUGCUAACUUGACAAAAAUGAAGAACACUUUGAUCUCAGCAUCUCAGCAACUAAAAGCUAAAUUGGAGUUUUUCCACAAAAGCAUUCAGCUUGACUUGGAAAGAUACAGUGAGCAGAUGACUUAUGGGAUUUCCUCAGAAAAAAUGUUAAAAGCAUGGAAGGAAAUGGAAGAAAAGGCUAUCCAUUAUGCUGAGGUGGGUGUCAUUGGUUACCUGGAGGAUCAGAUCAUGUCUCUACACACUGAAAUCAUGGAGCUGCAGAAGAGCCCUUAUGGAAGACGUCAGGGAGACUUAAUGGAAUCUCUGGAACAACGUGCCAUUGAUCUGUAUAAGCAGUUAAAGCACAGACCUUCAGAUCAAUACUACAGCGACAGCACGGAAAUGGUGAAGAUCAUUGUGCAUACUGUUCAGAGUCAAGACCGGGUUCUCAAGGAGCUGUUUGGUCACCUGAGCAAGUUAUUGGGCUGUAAACAGAAGAUUAUUGAUCUACUGCCUAAGGUGGAAAUGGCCCUUAGUAACAUCAAAGAAGCUGACAAUACUGUCAUGUUUAUGCAGGGAAAGAGACAGAAAGAAAUAUGGCAUCUCCUUAAAAUUGCCUGUACACAGAGUUCUGCCCGGUCCCUUGUAGUAUCUAGUCUAGAAGGUGCAGUAACCCCUCAGGCAUCAGCAUGGCUUCCCCCAGCUUCAACAGAACGUGAACAUCCUCUGUCAUGUGUGGUAACUCCUCAAGAUGGGGAGACUAUAGCACAAAUGAUAGAAGAAAAUUUGAACUGUCUUGGCCAUUUAAGCACUAUUAUUCAUGAAGCAAAUGAGGAACAGGGCAGUAGAAUAAUGAAUCUUGAUUGGAGUUGGUUAACAGAAUGACUUGCUACUUAUUCACUGUCCCCAAACAUAUGGAAGUUGUUGGUGCACGUGUUGGAAAUUUGCUUUUCUCCCAUGAAAUCAUUC